Molecule: messenger RNA, 4637 nt
Organism: Prinia subflava (tawny-flanked prinia)
Lineage: Eukaryota; Metazoa; Chordata; Aves; Passeriformes; Cisticolidae
Gene: ARID3B
Product: AT-rich interaction domain 3B
Exons: 9
Coding region: 643-2289 (548 amino acids)
Biological process (GO): regulation of transcription by RNA polymerase II
Cellular component (GO): nucleus
Molecular function (GO): DNA binding
Source: RefSeq, a predicted model, not a curated record
GGGGAUGAAAGGGCGCGCCCGGGGGGUUAAAGCCCCGCCGCGGGUGGGGAAACUCGGUCCUGGCGCUGCCUGCGUGGGGGAAGAGGCGCUGGAAGUGAGGGAGGGGCGCAGAAAGCGGGGCAGGAGCGAGCGAACCUCGGCUCCGAGGGCGCGGAGCGGCUCCGGGCCCGCCGUGCCCCGGUGCUCCUGUCCCCCCCCGGCUGUCACCGCGAUCGCGGCGCUGGGACCGCGGCUCGCCGGGAGCCAGCCGCCCCUCCCCGCCCCGGUCCGGCUGCCUGCGCCCCCGGCAGCGCUGCUCCUUCGGGGGUGUCGGCGGUGCCCGAGCCCCGCUUCUCCUGGGGGUUCCUCCGCUUUCCUGGGCGGUGCUGCCGCACCUGAGCCGGGUUUGCUCUGCUGCUCCCGGCUCUGCUUUUCGGGACCGGGCUGCUCCCUUAAGGAAGAGUUUGCCCAGGGAAAACGGGCUGGGCAAAGCCGGCUGUUAUUUAGGGAGGAGAGAGUGAGAGACGGGGGGGAAAAUGAGUUUGGGACGCAGCACUUCCAGCUAGGGAUGCUCCGGGACCCUGGGAGUUGCCUUUCUCUCAGAAUCCUGCUGCCUGAUCCUGCGCGACUCCCGCCGGGGCUCCCAGCCAUGCGCACGGCGGGAUGAAGCUGCAGGCGGUGGUGGAGCAGCUGCAGAAGCAGCAGCAGCAGCAGCAGCAGCAGCAGCCGCCGGCGGUGCCCAUGGAUUGCCGGGAGCGCCGCCGGGAGCCGCAGGUGCCGUUCCCGGCGCCGCCGUUCCCCGCGCAGCCCCGCGCCGGCCCCGCCGGCCGCGCCCCAGCCAUGGCACCCGCCGUGCCCCCGGGCAGAGCCCCCGCCAGCCGGGCCCUGGAGCAGAGCAGCAGGAACUCCGAGGAUGAGGAGGACGAGGACGAGGAGGAGGAUGAGGAGGAGGACGACGAGGAAGAUGGCGCCGAGCUGGAGGAUGGGGCUGAGGCGCCCGGCCGGGAGAGCUGCGCUGCCCUCAAGUAUUUCCGUGCCCCCAAGGGCGCCCACCCCAACCAAAGAGCGGGCUGUGCCCCCGGCGCCGUGCCGGCCGCGGGGCACCCGCGGGGCGCCCAGCAGGGCUGGGAGGAGCCGGGCACAGACCCUGCCAAGCACUCCGGAGCCCCGGCAGGGCGCCCUGGCUGGCGCCUGGAGGAGCAGCUCAAACAGAACGGCAGCGUGACCUGGAGCGACGAGGGUGACGGAUGCCGGGGAAGGGAGAUCUCCCGAGACUUUGCCAAGCUGUACGAACUGGACAGCGAUCCCGAGCGGAAGGAGUUCCUGGACGACCUCUUCAUCUUCAUGCAGAAGAGGGGAACUCCCAUCAACCGGAUCCCCAUCAUGGCCAAGCAGAUCCUGGAUCUCUACAUGCUCUACAAGCUGGUGACCGAGAAGGGCGGGCUGGUGGAGAUCAUCAACAAGAAGAUCUGGAGGGAGAUCACCAAAGGCCUUAACCUGCCCACCUCCAUCACCAGCGCCGCCUUCACCCUGCGCACGCAGUACAUGAAGUACCUCUAUGCUUACGAGUGCGAGAAGAAGUCGCUGAGCUCCCCGGCCGAGCUGCAGGCCGCCAUCGACGGCAACCGGCGCGAGGGCCGCCGGCCCAGCUACAGCUCCUCGCUCUUCGGCUACGCGGCGUCGCCGCCGGCGCCCGCCGCGCUGCUGUCCCCCCCCAAGAUCCGCUUCCCCGUCCUCGGCGUGGCGCCCGGCGGCACCGGCGGCCCGCGGGCGGCGCCGGCCCUCAGGAAAGGUGACGGCGUGGCCCUGGCCGUGCCCGUGCCCGGCCGCAUCGCCGUGCCGGUGGCCCUGGGCCAGCAGGCCACCACGGCAGCCAGGACGGCCACCCUGGAGCAGCUGAGGGAGAGGCUGGAGGCCGGGGAGCCGCCGGAGAAGAAGGCGCCGCGCAUGUCGGAGGAGGAGCAGCGGCUGGUGCAGCAGGCGCUGCAGCGGAACCUCUUCAGCAUGGCCCGGCAGAUCCCCAUGAAGAUCAAAAUCAACGGCAAGGACAAGGCCGAGUCUGCGGCGGCGGCGCUGAACCUGUCCCCCAACGGCAUCGGCAGCAUCAACAUGUCCGUGGAGAUCAACGGCACCACCUACGCUGGGGUGCUGUUUGCCCAGAAGCCCGUGGUGCAGCUCCUGGCCGGCUCGGGCACGCAGAGCUCGUGCAGCAGCAGCAGCAGCAGCAGCAGCAGCUCCCACUGCUCCCCCAGCCCUACCUCGUCGCGGGGCACGCCCGGCGCAGAGCCCUCCACCAGCUGGUCGCUGUGACAGCCUGGCGUGCACACUUACCUCAUCUCAAGGAACCUGCUCCCACGGCUGGCCAGCACCUGCAGGAGGGGGGUGGUGGUGGUGAAACCGUUCCAUGCCAGCGAGUUUUCCUUCAUCGCCUCUUUGUCCGGCCUUUUUUUUGUUUUGUUGCCUCCCCCCUUUCCUUCCUCCCUUGUGCUCUUCAUUCCUCCUCCUCCUCCUCCUGGCAGGGUUUGGGGUGUUCCCAUGGAGGGGGGGCACACCUGGCGUUUCUCAAUCAGGGGUGGGCCCCAGGGCCCAGGGGUGGCCAGGACGUCACCAGGGCAGGGCAGGGUCCGGGGCUGGGGCUGGGAAUCCUGCUUCCAAUGGAACCAGGGGCCACCAGGGCUCUUCCCACCCACAACUCCGUGUUUGACAAUCCUGAGAGCCGGGGGAGCCUGGCCCCGUCCUCCUGUGGCAAUCUGCUUGUGUUCCUGUGAGGGUGGGCUGGUCAGUGGGGGCUUUGGGGCUCUGAGCAAACCCCUCCAGUUGUGCCCGAGCAGGGGACACCUCCUGCUCCAUGGGGAGAAGCAGAGCAGAGGGAAUCCAGCCCUGCCCUGCCCUGGGAGCCCUGGCUGGAAGCAGGGCUGGGGUUCCCUGGCUCUGUGAAUCAGCUGCUCGUGCUGUCCCCCUGUCCUGUCCCCGUCCCCCUGCCCUGGUGACGUCCCUCCCACCCCUCCUGCCCCGGUGACGUCCUCCCCGUGCUCCAGGCCCAGGUCAGGUUUUUUGAGCAGACGAAAUACCUCAGAUAUGUACUUGUUGGGUUGGUUUUGUUUGUGUUGGGUUGUUUUUUUUUUAACCUCUUCAGGAAGUAUUGGCAUAUCCUAUCGCUUGGGGGUUUUCAUAGGUGGGUUUGCUGACUUUUGUGUUUGCUUUUAUUUGUGUUCGCUUUCAAAUGGAUCACCAAAGACAGGGAGUUCAGACAAGGCUGAGCAGAGGAGCAGUGGCUUCCCCACCCUCCUGGAGUCGAGCUGCAGCAUCCUCCCAGGACACGUGCACGGCGGGACAGCGGGGCAGGAGUGACCCUGGCCCCUGGGUCCAGGCAUUGUCCUCGCUUUCCCCAGCCCCGGGCUCUGUCCCCGUGCUGGUUCUGUCCCUGUGGCGGGGUCACCCUGCCCCGCAGGCCCCAGGACUCUCUGGGAUCAGGGGUGGCAGUGCUCGCGUCCCUGGAGGAUGCUGCUCCCGGGUAUCCCGAGGGACUGACCCGCAGGCUCCGGGGAUUUUCAUCCUCGCAGACUCCCAGAGGGUUUUCCAGCCUCUGGGACUCAGUCAGAUGAUUUUUCCCCUUUUUUUUUUUUGUUUUCUUUCGGUUGUUUUUUUUAUUUUAUUCAGGGGUGGGCUUGGGGCUGUUUCCUCUGAGCAGGCCUGGGGCACUUUCUGCUCUUCCCUCUGCUCUGCUCCCCGGCCCUGGGUUGCAGAGGCUGCUCCGGGGUGGGGUUGCUUUGUCUCACUUGCUAACGUUGUGUUUUCUUGCACAGAAAGGCACUCGAAUCACUGAACUGCUUGGACACUACUAGAGUAUUAAUGUUUAUAAGCUUUACUCAACCUAGACUGGAACUAGCCAGGGACUAACAGAUUGUUUUGUAUCCAAUUCAGGGAAAGAAUCAGGUCGGGAAGCGUAACAGAUACCUCAGUUAAAUAAGCUGCAACAAUAACCCGGUCCUUCUCCCAGCCCAGGGCGACAAGGACCAUCCAGACUGUGAAGAGUUAAUGAACCCUUUCCCCCGGCCUGGCUUUGGCCCUGGCAGCCUGAGCUGCGGGUCUCCUGCUGAGCUGCCAGGCUUUGGGGUCGGGGUGCUGGAACCAGCAGCAGAGCGGGGGCGGCCGGGCGGGGCCGCCUCGGCCCCGUGUAGUACUCAGGGUUUGAUGCUGCCAGCAGGACGUUCCCCAGGGCAGUGCUCCGCUUUGCGGCCUCGCUCCAUCCUCCCCCAGCUCCGCACACCAGCCAAACCCCCCCGGCCAGCCCCCGGCUUGCUCCCCCGGCGCUUCCAGGGGGGAAAAGCCACCGGAGCCCGCUCCCGGGGCUGCGGGGAGGGCACGGAGGGCGGGGUGAGGGGAGGCUCCCGCGGUGAACCUGAGCGUUCCCAGGGGACUGCGAUCAGAUGUUCUCUCCAAACAGCUGCAGCAGCCUUGCUAACUAGUUUUCUUACCUAUUUAAAAGAGAAAAAAAAAUAAUAAAAUAAGUAAAUAAAAACAAAUGUGAUAGCCUAGGCGGUGGAUAAAUACCUCAACGUCUCCUUCCAACAAGUGUCUGUAUAUGUUGUUGUUGGGUUUUUUCUAUCUUACAGGUUAUCUGAAUGUUUAUAUUCCAAUAAACUUCUACCUCUUCA